AUGGGUGCUAGCGUGAGAUUGAAAAUUCUGGAAACAGAGAUCUACUUAGACGUUAACGUAUUGUCAAUGCCACAGGACAGUACUCCACCGUUGGUUUCGUUGAAGAGUUACUACAAUAUUGAGCUGUCCAGAAUAAAUUGCUUUCAACGAUUCUCAGAACAACCAAAGUAUAGCGAAGUGAAUCCGGGUCAGGACGCCUUAUUAACAUGCAAAGUAAUCGAUAAGCGAGGCACAUGCUCAUGGCAAAAGGAUAACAAGCCCGUAGGUAUCUAUGCCAAAAAAUACGAAUGGGCUGCCCGGCCUUCCAGCAACAACGGCGGUAGCCUGCAUUUAGACUUACACCCGCCGCCAAUGCAAAUUGGUGGUGAUUGUUCGCUGUGGAUACGUUCAGCGACGCUGGACUUCGAUGAUGGCUUGUGGGAAUGCCAAGUGACGGCGAGUGAUUUCACAACACAGGAUGCACUCACCAGUCAGCCAGUGCGAUUGGUUGUCAGAGUUGUGCCACAACGUCCACGCCUGGAGUAUGAGGGUGCACAUGUGCCGCCCGGUCAUAAUAUAACCAUAGAGUCAGGCGCACUGGCGACCGUUAAAUGUGUAUCGCACUAUGGCAAUCCGCCGGCGACGCUCAAAUGGUAUCUUGGUGACCAAGAGAUUCAACCCAUUCAUCCGCAAAUCAACAACACUGAAGCGGAUAAUCCUCGCACCUGGUCGGCAACAUCUGUAGUGCAGGUGACAGCUAUGCGUGAACGUCAUGGUGAUAUUUUACGUUGCUUGGCCUUUCAUGAGUCCUAUACGGCCAAAUCGGUGCCGGUGGAGGCGCGUAUGGAUGUUAAAUAUGCGCCAACGAUCCGUCUAAUUGGCUCACCGGAAAUCGACUUGGAGGAGGAUAAGGAUGCGCUUAUCCUGCGUUGCGUCGCCGAUGCCAAUCCACCGGCAAGCAUCGUUUGGCGACGCGCCGGACGUUCGGAAAUUGCCAGUUUGCAGGAAACCCUGCAACUACGUCCUGUGGGCCGUCGAGAUGCCGGUCUCUACACAUGCCAAGCACAAAAUUCUGUAGGCACCUCAGAGCAACUCUCCGUGCAGCUGGACGUUAAAUAUCCACCGAAAAUUGUCUCAGCCGGUCCAGAUCGGCUUACUACAGCGCCACUUUUCAGUCCAGCCGCAUUUGAAUGUGUCGCCGAAGGCAAUCCAAUGCCGAACUACAAAUGGGUGCAAAGAAUCGCCCACGGUUCCAAAUUUGUGGAACGUGGCAGUGAGCCACGUCUCGUCAUCGAUAAUGUGACCUAUGACUAUCAGGGCGAAUAUGAAUGCCGUGCAACUAAUUAUAUAAACGGACAAGAACGGGUUGCAGUAUCCGAGCCAAUCUCCUUGCAAGUUGUGGGUGCUCCACAAGUAUUACGCCCACAUCCAUCAAUGCACACCAUCUCAGUGAAACGUGGCGAACCAGCCAGUAUGUCAUUGGUGGUCUGCGCAGAUCCACGACCACAUCGAGUCUCCUGGGAAUGGGGAUCAUUGCGGCUGGAAGCUGGUUCAGGAAUCGGUGAGUUGAAUAUCGGCUUUAUGAAAUAG
Messenger RNA from Rhagoletis pomonella (apple maggot), 1569 nucleotides. RefSeq names its product kin of IRRE-like protein 2. Gene Ontology annotation, molecular function: cell adhesion molecule binding. NCBI's taxonomy places the organism in Eukaryota, Metazoa, Arthropoda, Insecta, Diptera, Tephritidae. Gene Ontology annotation, cellular component: cell-cell junction. The transcript is spliced from 10 exons. The record is from RefSeq and is a predicted model, not a curated record. Gene Ontology annotation, biological process: cell-cell adhesion. Bases 1 to 1569 code for a protein of 522 amino acids.